AGUUGAUUUUGUAAGUGUGGCUGAUUAAAAUGAUGAUUUCAUUUUUGAUUAAUUAUAGCUUUUUAAUGAGUCAAUACCAUGUUAUAAUUCUGAGUUAUUAAAAUAAAGAUGCUUUGGAAACUCUAAGGUACUUCAAACAUGCUCAAACGAGUAAAAAACUCAUUGACAAUUUAACGAACAAAACUGCAUUCCAACGUGGUCGGAAUAAAAGCGUAUUUUGAAAAGUUCCAUGCUACACAAAGGAAAAACAGUCAGUCACUAGUCGUGCUUGAAACAAUUUAGUCGUAAAAAGUCUUACUACGCAAUUAUUAUUUUACUGUGAGCAUGUGUCUUUGAGGUAUUAAAAAAUACUCGAGAAUACCUAGGAAUUUCGGUCAUCGCGUAAUAUGAAAUUAUUCAUUUAACAUAAACAUGUGAGCUUUCAAAUCUCAAGUAAAAAGCUCCAAUUAUAAAUAAUUAUUGAUAAGACAAAAGUGAAUUCACGACAAGGAGUUAAAAGAAGUAAGUGACGAGCGGAAUGAACAGAAGAAAAACGGAGUUAAUGCUUCUUACAUUAUACACGAAUUUUUUUUAAAAGCAAGCAAUAGAGGAUGUAGCAUCAAUUCGGUCAAUAAACAUUUUACAAAGUCAAAUUGAAUUGAGUGAAGAAAAAAAAAAGUGAGAAGAAAAGAAAAGCCCAAGCAGAGACUGAAAAAUGUAGUUGGAAUUACUUUUUUGGAAGUUUAAGUGAACUAAACGAGAAAAAGAGAGAGAAAUAUAUAAGAAAAAUAAGAUAAGAAGAGUAAUUGAAGUAAAGAGAUGAAGUCUCCGCUAUUGAAUUCAUUAUUAGUUCUACUUCAAUUCGUCAUCGUGUCAUUAACUUAUGAUGAUCGUGGAAUAAUGGAUAGCAAACGACGGACAAGUAAUGUUUGCCGCGACACCUCAGAAUGCCCUACAAAUGCGAUUUGUGAGCCACGUAGUGGAGGUGUGUACGACUAUAUGGAAGGCCAAUGCGUUUGUCGAAAUGGAUAUUUUAUGAAGGCAUCUGGCAAAAGUCGAGAGUGCAUAGAAAUAGCAGAUUAUGGGGAACUUUGCUACAUGAAUGAGCAGUGUGAGUUUCGAUUAGGAAAAGAAUCGUUUUGUAAUAAUGGCCAGUGCUCAUGUAAAUCUAACUCCCAUUAUGUCAUAACCGAAAAUGCAUGCUUCAACUCAUCAAAAAUAGGUGAAUACUGCCGACUAACAAGCAAUUGUGUAGUGGAUAAGACAACAUGUCAACAGGGUCAAUGUCGUUGCUUUAGGAAGCAUCAUCCGAAUUUAAAUAAAUCCAAAUGUUUACGAGAUAUUAAUUUAAAUGAGCAAUGCUUUACGGAUGAUGAAUGUGUUGUUGAAAAUUCCCACUGUAUGUCAGGAACAUGUCAAUGUAAGUCGUCGCAUGUACGGAGUGAAGAGAAUGAUCAAUUGUGCCUUCCACUCGCCACAUCUAUCUAUCAAUCGUGUCAACAGGACAUGCAAUGUUCAUCGAUACCAAACGCUGUUUGUGAGAGUACAAAUGGCACAUGUGUAUGCCAAAAAGAUCAUCAUGAUAUUAAUGCUGUAAGGAUAAUCAAAGAUUCAUCAACGAAUGAUGAACUCGUGACAUUUGAAAUAUCGUUCAAUUUCUUCCAGAGAUGCUGGUCAUCUGUUCGACUUAAUGGAAUUUGCGAAUCUGAUGAGAAUUGCGUUAUAGCACACUCAUCGUGCAUUAAUAAAAGAUGUGUCUGUGAUGAAGGCUUUCACGAAACUCGUGAUAAAUUUUGCUCAAAUGCCCAAAAAGUUCAAAUUAGCUUCCUAGUAGUCGCAUUAGUAGUAUUCACUUCAAUGAGGCUUUUUUAGAAGAAUCAAAAGUUUUUUUUUUCAUUUCAUGUUUUUAUUUCAUUAUUUUUCCCAUAAAUCAUUGCAUUUUAUAUAGGAGCCUAGCUCCAAUUUCUCGUAACGGCUUUUGUUAUCGUAAUUUUUUCUUUACAAAAUGCGCUUGAAUAUUUAUUUUGUCUGUCUGGGGUUAGUCAGGAUUAAUUAUAAUUAGGUGGUUAACAUUAUGUCAGUUGUGGCACGCUGUCAUGUUUAAUAUUUCAUGGGGUUAUACAGAAAAUUAAUUAUUGCGUGCGUUUUUAAUGAAAAUUUUUCUUCCGAAAGUCUAAAUUAAUUGUAUUUAAAAAGAUGCACAAUAAUUUCACACCAAUAGUUUAUUCAGUGAAAAAGAUGCAAAAGUUCAGCCAAUUAAAAUGGAAGCAUAAAAUUUUGCAUCAAAAGUACGUUAAGUAAAAAAGAUACGAAAAAAUUUCGCAUCAAAAGUACGUUCAAUAAAAAGAUGCAAAAGAAUUUUGCAUCUAAAGUGCGUUCAGCAAAAAAGAUGCGAAAAAUUUUGCUUCAAAAAUUCAAAUUUGAUUUACCCAGAAAUGAUGUGUAAGCAUCAAGAACACUAAGAUAAAAUAAACUUCAACGCAUCAGUUACAUAAGAUCAAUUACACCAAAUCGGCUAGUAGAGGAAACAAGCGCCUUAAUCAUCCAAUCAAAAGUAAUAUUUCGGCAAUUUUUCCACUAGUUUAUUCAUCCACACAGCAAUUUCGACACAAACAUGAAAAGAAACACACAAAAAAAAUAUAUUGAAUUAAAGUCGAACGAAUUUAUAUUCUUAUAAAUAAAUACAAAAGUAUUUAAUUUAUAUUUUUUGUGAUAAAUCGGGGAGCUUCUUGCAUUAUUUUUCUUUUCCUUCUUACUUUUCCGCAUUCAUUUAUUUAUUAAUCUGAAAUUUUUAAUUUUUUCGGAAGCUAUAAACAAAAGAAAAAUAUAUUAUAUAAAAGAUUAUGCUCGUAAUAGUGUAGAAAUCACCUUCUCAGACGGAAAGGAAAUUAAGUAAAUUAUAUCUAUUUUUUUAGGCUAGUUGUGUAAAGUAUUCCCACAAUUUUUUUAACCAAAGUGACAACAACUAUGAUUUCUAGUUAAGUAGAGCUUCAUUUAGAUAUAAUGUAGGAUUAUUAAUAAAUUAUUAUAAUUAUAAUUAUGGUUAACUCAUUUUCUGUUGUUAUUUAUUAUUCUUAAAAAAAAAAUCUGAUGUAUCAAAAAUCACACGAAAAAUAUACAAAACAGUUUUAAUAUAUUAAAAAAUUGGAAUUAUCAUUUGAAUAAAAAUCAUUUUUCGUCAUUACUUAUUUUUAUUAUUUAGUGUCAUGGAUUUAAAGUGAAGAAAUCACGUGAUUACUUAAUAUUACUGAUAUGCGUUACGUGCUUAAAAUUGGUCUUUAAACCUUAUAAAUGUUUUGGGUUUGGAAUGUCUGUUGUAUAGUUCUAAUGGAAUGGUUUUUACUUUUAAAACUAGUCAAAUGUUUUCUAAAAUGCUGUUGUAAGGUUUUGAAUGAUUACAGCAGAACCUUACAAAUUCAAAAUGUUUAAAUUAAAAUUAAUGUCCCAAAACAAUACAAAUGUUUCUCACAGAAACUAUACAAAUGUUUUAAAAAUGUCAAUUAUUUUAAAAAUACAACCGCUAACACUAGUUGAGCAAUUACUUAAAAAUUGAAAGUUUGUUCAUUAAGAAAUAACAAAAUUCACACAACCCAUGAUAUAAUUUUGACACUGUGUAACAAUUCAAAUUGCUUUUCUAUAGAGAACAGCAAAUAUCCGUGGGAAAAUCUUUCAAAUAGUGACUUCCUCAAUACAUUGAUGUAAUCUUUCAAAUUGUUAAAAACAAAAUCCAUCACUUCUAGGUCAAAAAAGCAACAAAAUUGCUUCGAUAUUCCCUCAAAAAUCACACGAGUUUCGCUUUAAAUCCAAAAACACUAUCAUUAAUUUUUGUUUAUAGACACAAAACGUUCACAUUUCAUCACUUUGCAAUACAAUAAUAAUUUGCAUUCAAUUAUAGUCUUUCAGACUUGUUUC
Chironomus riparius is the source of this 3891-nucleotide messenger RNA. The record is from the annotation of a GenBank genome assembly. NCBI's taxonomy places the organism in Eukaryota, Metazoa, Arthropoda, Insecta, Diptera, Chironomidae.